This is a messenger RNA of Lucilia sericata (common green bottle fly), 738 nucleotides long. RefSeq lists its product as uncharacterized. The transcript is spliced from 2 exons. The record is from RefSeq and is a predicted model, not a curated record. NCBI's taxonomy places the organism in Eukaryota, Metazoa, Arthropoda, Insecta, Diptera, Calliphoridae. Bases 1 to 738 code for a protein of 245 amino acids.
AUGACAAACGGAUUGUACAUUAAAAGCACAACUGAAAAUCAAAGUUCCAAAACUCAAAACAAUAAAGAUGAAUGGAGUGUUUUUAAGCAAAAACUCGGAUUAACCAAUCAAAAAGUUGAACUAUUAAAGUCUCAAAAGGACCAACAGGGUACUAUGGAGUUAUUGAAUAGAUUUAUAGAAGAAAAUCCCAAAUACAAUGGAAAUAAAGACACAGCUGUGGAAACCACAAACCAGGAAUCUUCCAAUCAUUUUCUACAAAUUUAUCACAAUCUGUUAAAACAGCUAAAACUCUCACGCAGCACAUUGAAGACUUCGCUCAAUUUCGAAUUGGCUGAUAAGUCACAAAAGAAUCUUAAACGUUCCCGCCGUAAGAUUGCAGUUAAAAUGGUUUCCGAUAUGCCAACUGAAAAAAUUGACGAUUUACUCAAAAUGUUUAAUGAAAAACAUGGCAUUAAUAAUCAGGACAAUGGCGACGAUGAUGAUGCUGAUGGCGAUGCCAUAGAAGCUGAUGGCGACUACAGCGAUUUUCCCAUGAUCCUACCCUCAGCUAUGGAUCCCGAUUAUAUGUAUGAAAAUCUUUACGAAGACGAAGAAGAUUUAGCUGUCCCUGCCAAAUCACAUCACAAUUCUCAAUAUGGAUCUUUGCAAGAUUUAAUACUGCAGGCCAGUCGCAACCAGUGGCAGCGUGAAAUCGAAGAAACCAAGUUGCGCAAUCGCAAUAAUGAGCAUUUCAUUUAA